CUCUAAAAUAGCUUAGAUCAUCAGUGGUCCAUUCAACCAAAGUUCUUGACCAGACAAGAAGCCGCCAGCAAGACUUCCAAGUAAAGAUCUACGAGUCCGAAGACAAUUACCUAUCCAACAAAAUGAAGUACGUUGUUCUGUUGUGCCUUCUCUUUGGCAUCGUUAUGUCACAGGGAGCUCCAGCCCCAGAGGCAGAGGAAAAGAAAGAAGAAAAGGAGGACGACACUGGUGAUUUCGAUGACGAUGUUGCAGAUGAUGCCGACGACUCCGACGAUGAAGACGACGAGGAUGACGGUGAGGACAGCAGCGAGGGAGAUGAUAUGGAUGAAGAGAAGAGGGACGAAAUCCCCAAAGAGAACGAUGAAGCCAAGGAGGACAACCCCGAUGCUCCUGAGAAGGAAGACGAGAAGGUGAACGAUAAAGAAACUGAAGAGAAAGAUGCCGAUAAGGAGGAGGACAAGAAAGCUGAUAAAGAGGACAAGGAGAUCGAAAAGGACGAUAAGAAAGACGAUGAAGAUGAAGAUGAACUAACUGAUGAUCUGGAUGAUGAGGAUGACGAAGAUGAUGAAGAUGAUGAAGAUGAUGAAGACGAUGAAGAUGAUGGAGAUGAUAGUGAUGAUGGAGAUGAUGGUGAAGACGAGGAGGAUGAGGAAGACAGCGAGGACAGCAGCGAGGGAGGAAAGAAGGACGACGAAAAGAAAAAGGAAGUCAAGAAGGAGGACGAGAAGCCCGAGAAGGAGGAAAAGAAGGAAGAAAAAAAGGAGGAUGCCACCAAGAAAGCCGACGAUGAUGAUGACGAUGACGAUGAUGACGACGACGAUGACGAUGAUGACGAUGACGACGAUGAAAAGAAAGAUGACAAGAAGCCAGUAGAGAAGAAGACCGAAGAGAAGACAGCAGAUGUCCCAAAGAAGGAGAAGACACAGUAAAAAGCUACAUUGGCAGCUUCUUCUAACUUGACAUACUUAACCAAUCAAACAGCUACACUGUCACAUCACACAACAAACUUUGUCAACACUUGACAAAACACAGAUGACUACGAUUACACAAAGAACUUUCACUUCAAUCAUUCCAGAAUGAUAUUUUAUAGAUGAACAUUAGUUUACAAAAGUAACCAUAACGUCGUUUAAAAUAACUUCAUCCAAGGAACAUGUGUGGAAAUGUGCUGAGGAGAGGUUCAAUAACUCUUACGUGAUUCAAAUUAUGGAUCGACUCGCUGGGAGUAAUGUACUCGUGAAUAAGAGGGCUAUAUAAUAAAGAGUUAUUUUUUGAAUUGA
This is a messenger RNA of Pocillopora verrucosa, 1277 nucleotides long. Its product is annotated as protein starmaker-like. The record is from RefSeq and is a predicted model, not a curated record. NCBI's taxonomy places the organism in Eukaryota, Metazoa, Cnidaria, Anthozoa, Scleractinia, Pocilloporidae.